AUGUUGUUGUGGGCAGCUCGGGGCUCUCGGUCCUGGAUCACCUGCCUCAGCCUUCUGUUCAUCGUCCUGUUCAAUGUUGUAGUAGGCGAGUUCGAACGGUCUUCACAGCCGAAGCGAGGGAACGCGCUACUGUCGCGGUACGGUCGGGCUGUGCUUUCACGGUACGGCAAACGGUCGGCGCCCAGCUUUGAGGAGAAAGAAAUGGCUUUUGAUGAGAAUUCAGGUCAGUGGGGGAUUGUGGGUUUAAUGCUUUUAAUUAAGGUUUAUUCUUUGUUUACGUAGCGCUCCAGUGUCUUACGCUAAUUUCUAGUGUGGAUUUGGUUUGACUAUGAUACAUUACAUCAUCAGUCGGGCUCAGAAGCGUAAUACUUGUUUUGACAUUUUGUAUUUAAACUGGUUUAGCGGCAAAACAUGUUUAUUUUAAGUGUACUAUACAGUAAGCAGUUUUUGAUACCGACACUAAGAAACACACUUUCUUUCACGUCACCUUUAAGUAAAACGAAGAGUACAACUUCUAAAUAUAAAUUACAGUAGCUUGAUAGUUGUGUUGCAACUUCUGAGACCCCAAACUUUGGCCUAAUCCAAUUUAACUAGAGCCCCAUAAUCUAAUAUCAUGUUAUACUUGCUCUCUUCCACGAACGUAUUUCAGAAGAGUGGUUAUUGUGCCGUCGGGCGCCGAAUGAUAGGCUCCAGUGUCUGCCUACGCCCGUCUACAGCUACUGA
Molecule: messenger RNA, 723 nt
Organism: Bursaphelenchus okinawaensis
Lineage: Eukaryota; Metazoa; Nematoda; Chromadorea; Rhabditida; Aphelenchoididae
Source: the annotation of a GenBank genome assembly